AAUUCAACGGUGAUCAUAUAUAAUAUUAUUACUGUAGUAGACUCAGCUUCUUUAAUUUCAAUGUACUUUCUUUCUAGCUUGUUUUUCUAAUAAAUUGAGCACAAAGCGGAGUAGCAUGUAUAUAUGCAACCAGUAAUAUCGAUCAUCAUCCUCAGAAUCAGAAGUGAGAGGGGUAUUGUAGUGAUGAAGUACCUCAUCGUCAUCAUGCUAGCGACGCUAGUAACUGUGGGCAAUCUUUGGGGGUUUAAUGUGGGGGUUGCUGGGGCUGGGGGCUGUGGAAGCAACCCAGAGGUUAUGGUCUACAAGCUUGCUCCAUGUGGACCAGCAGCACAAGAUGGGAGCGUCGCGGUUUCUCCCAAGUGUUGCUCAUUGAUGAAACACGUCGACAAGCGUUGUCUUUGUGUCCUUGUGCUCUCUGAACAAGUUCAGAGUCAUGGCCUCAAUCCAGCAAUCGCAGUCACCAUACCUAAACGUUGUAAUGAUCCCAGACGUCCCAAGGGUUACAAGUGCGGAGCUUAUACGGUGCCUUGAUCGAUCACGAAGACCCAAGACCAUGGGGCCAUUUAUAGCUGUGGAAUUCUCAUAUUAAUUGUUUUGUUUUGUUUUGUUUUUUUUUUUUUUUUUUUUUUGAGGAGAAUAUUGCUUUCACAUCACCUAAUGUUGGAAAAUAUAUAUGUUGUAGUAUUGAACCCUUUUAACUUAUAAGUUUACUUGUUACUUCAAUCCAU
Rosa rugosa (rugosa rose) is the source of this 728-nucleotide messenger RNA. RefSeq names its product putative lipid-transfer protein DIR1. Gene Ontology annotation, molecular function: fatty acid binding. The record is from RefSeq and is a predicted model, not a curated record. The transcript has 2 exons. Gene Ontology annotation, biological process: systemic acquired resistance. NCBI's taxonomy places the organism in Eukaryota, Viridiplantae, Streptophyta, Magnoliopsida, Rosales, Rosaceae. Bases 124 to 531 code for a protein of 135 amino acids.